GAAAAACGCAAUUACAUAGCUCACCCCCUACAGGGUAUCUCAUUUUACCGCCAUACGACUUUAUAUGCGUUUUUUGUUAUCAAAAUUGAAAUUUACGAAGUUUUUGGAACGCAUUCCUAUUGGAACGUUCCACAAAUUAAACCCACCCCGUUCCACAAAUUAUACCCACCCACAAACAGACAGACAAUGUAUCUUUGAAUUACACUUAAUCUGAGUACCCUAUUGAAAUGGAAAAUGAUAAACUCCGUUCUCUGGAUAUUACUCUUGCUCGAAAGUGAUCUGAUUGAUGCUGUAAAUGUGUCGGGAAAAGAGGGAAUGAAAGUAACUUUACCGACUGGACUUAAUGACCUACCUAGUGGCACUAUUAUGGCAUGGUCUUUCCCAUUGAGUCGUUCAGAUUCAUUUGAUAACAUAGCGCUGCUGAAUGCUGGUGUGAUUACAACGGACUACAGUAGGAAGUUCAAAGACAGACUGAAGCUGGAUACUCAGACUGGAUCUCUGACCAUCAGAAACCUCACCAUCAGCGACUCUGGACUUUAUAAAAUACUUAUCAUCAAUACACAGAGUUCAUCUAAGAUUGUAAAUCUAACUGUCUAUGUCCCUCAAGUGGACAGUCCAUUUGAAAGCAUGAGCUGUUCCUUGGUGUGCACUGUGAAGAACGGGAGAGAGGUGAUCUUGUCCUGGUACAGAGGAGGGGAGAUUCUCAACCAGACCAGCAGCCCUGAUCUUCUAGCCAAUCUCUCUCUCCCUCUGGAGUUAAACAAAAGAAAUGUUGACACCUACAGCUGUGAGGCUUCCAACCCUGCUGACUCAAAACCAACUCCGCUCAACAUUGAAACGCUCUGUCCUCAAUUGUCCUCACGCUCCACCAUCAAAGGGUCUGGUCGCAAUCCUGUCCCAAUCGCACUGGUUACAUUGUUAGCAUUUGGGAUAAUAAGUGGUGGUAUAUUCUGGGCAGUUAAAAUAAUAAAAUGUGGAGCCUGCAAGCAAAGAGAAGAAGAAGGAUGCUGAUGUGAACUUUCAGAGAUCGGUAAG
Molecule: messenger RNA, 1035 nt
Organism: Oncorhynchus masou masou (cherry salmon)
Lineage: Eukaryota; Metazoa; Chordata; Actinopteri; Salmoniformes; Salmonidae
Exons: 5
Coding region: 235-1011 (258 amino acids)
Source: RefSeq, a predicted model, not a curated record